This is a messenger RNA of Diachasma alloeum, 5348 nucleotides long. RefSeq names its product probable helicase senataxin (gene Setx). NCBI's taxonomy places the organism in Eukaryota, Metazoa, Arthropoda, Insecta, Hymenoptera, Braconidae. The record is from RefSeq and is a predicted model, not a curated record. The coding region runs from base 43 to 5145 and encodes 1700 amino acids. The transcript is spliced from 3 exons. Gene Ontology annotation, cellular component: nuclear body. Gene Ontology annotation, molecular function: transcription termination site sequence-specific DNA binding; protein binding; helicase activity. Gene Ontology annotation, biological process: termination of RNA polymerase II transcription.
CCGAGUGAGAGCCAUGUUUUGCGGCCCAGUUUCAUUGGAAUAAUGAGUUUUAUUUUGAAACGUCUAAAUUCUGAACAAACCAUUGUUCUUGACCGAGAAUGUUACACCUGUGGACGCGAUAAAAAAAAUAACAUUGUGUGCCUUAGCCCAGUGGUUUCACGGUCUCACUGCAUAUUUGUCCAUAAAGAUGAUGGACUCAACAUUUUUGAUUUGGGGAGUGCAAACGGGACAUUUGUGAAUGGCUUAAAAAUCACCCCAAAAGUCUACAUCACCUUAAGCCCUAAUGACACAGUUGGCAUUGGCUGUUUCAAAGUCGAAUCCUUCGAAAAACAGGAUUUCGUAUAUCUUCUUCAACCCUGUCCAGAUGAUUUACCUAAAAAGAAUUCUGGUCCCAGCACGAAACGUAAACUGGAGACUGACUCCACUUCGAGUGUGCCCAGAAAGGUAAUAAGAGUUGAGGAUCCAGUUGUUAUUAGCAUCGAGGACAACAGUCUCUCUGAGGAGAAGAACUCAAAAAGUCAAAAUGGAGUAGAACCAUCAAGUGCUUUACCCAACGGUUCCAAAGAUUCUCAACCUACCACAAGUGCAGAAUCGGUUUCACCCCCGAAAAGCAACAAAACACCUCGAAUGAUCGAAGAUUAUGAUUCUUAUGGAGAUUCGAGGGAGCUCAUAAAGAAGAAGCGAAUAUGCAAGAACACUUCAGUGGAUUUAACAAAAUCAGUGGAGAAUGGAGUGGAACUGAUGAGCGGACAUCAUUCCACACCACUUCCCAAGGGGAAAGAGUCGCCAGUUCUUAUAAAAUACGAAUUGGACAUCAAAGAUGAUGACUCCCAGCCCUGUGCUCCCGCUCCUCCCGUUCCCCCGGUGGAUGAACUUUUGGCCCCUGCCGUACCCAAAGACGAGCCCAGACUCAGCUACUCGCAGAUAGACUGUGACGACUUCAUUGACGACGACGAGGACAUCUUCUCCCAGAAAUCUGUUUCAUCAAUCCACAAUACUCCGGACAGGAGUAACACUGAAGAUUUAAAUCUGGAGAAUAAAGAUAAGCAUUCUGACUCUUACACUGACUUAUUCCACAGUCAGGAGAAAGAACCAGACAUCAUCACACUGUCUGACGAUGAUGAUGAUGAGGAGAACAACCCUUGGCUGAUGAGAUUGUAUCAGAGUCAGAUUCUCAAUGAAAGUCAAAUUAAGGAGGAAGAGCCUGCUGAGCCUGUACACCUGAAAGCUGCUCUUGAAGAUCUCAAUCGUUUGGAUUUACCUGAUGAAGUUGAAGAUGAGGAAAAGGAUAAUAUUGGAAUUGAUGAAGAGAUGGAAGAAAGACUUCCAGAACCUGACAAAUUGAAAGAAGUUUCGAGAGAUGCUACUGUAGCCAUUGAAGAACCGAAGAAGACUAAAUCAAAAUCGUCAAAAUCAUUAUCGUCAAGAGAUUCAAAGUCAUCGACAAAAUUGAAAACUCCAAAAGAAUCUAAAGAACCUGCGGAUUCAAAAAGAUGUAGCGAAUCUAAAGAUUCGAAAAAGUCUAAAGAAAGGAGGAAAAGACACGAGAAAUCUAGCAAAUCAAGAGUCAGUAUAUCUAGUCACGAUGAUCACUCUGAUGACUCUGAACGUAAGAAAUAUAAAGAAAAGUCAGAGAAGAGAUCAAAAAAAAGGCACAGUGGAUUUGUAGAAAAGCUUUCAGUAAAAUCUUUCUACAAAUCUUCAUCAAAAUCCGAGGAUGAGAGUGAGAAAAGAGUUUCAUCAUUCGAUGAGCCAUCGACAUCCAAACGAGACAGCACGGAAUCAUUAAUUUCCAGGAGAUUGAGCUUUGAAAAAUCCCCCCUGGAGUCAAAACACGUCAAGAAAAUUCCGCAGAUCGAUCCGCCAUUCCUCAAGAAAGGAGAGAGACGAGGAGUCAGUUAUGGAAUUAAGAAGCUCAAUUUCUCGAAUGAAGGUGAUGCUUCUUCAACAUCAUUAGGUAAUGCUGAUGAUCUUGAUGGAGAUUCUAGCGAUUUCCGUUCAAUCGUAUCAAAACCUCGGAAACUAACAGCCAAAGAGAAGAAGGAAUUAGCUAAUCAGGAGAAAAUCAUAGACGUCAUCUACAAAAACGAACAGAGACGACGAAGACUAACACACAGAUGGGCAGAGUGUCUUCCUCCAAGAGAACGCCGACGUUCAUCCCUCUCUAAAUCCCAAAGAGAGGAGAUAAAGCACGACCGCAAGGAGAAACUGAAGAGGUUAGCAGAAGAGAAGAAGAAGCAAUCAUCAAGCGACUUGCCUGAGAAGAGAGCUUCCAAGCCAAAAGCCAAGGUCUCCAACAAAACUCGUGGGGACUUUCUUAUCACAGACCAAGAGGAGGAAGCCAAGACCGACUCUACCUCCAAGAAAUCCCCCAAAAUCCUCACGACGACUGAAACCUCUAUCACAAAGUCAAAAUCCAGCAGUCCCGAGCUCCCGAAAAUUCCCAAAACCCUUGGUGAUAAAACCGAGAACGAAGUUUCCUUAAAACCCAUUAUAAGAUCUCCAAGAAAAAUUAAACUAAUCGCAUCGAUUCCAGAAUCAACUUCAAAGAAAUUGACUUCAAAAGAGAUCAAACAGAUCAAAGAAUCGAGUAUUAAACUUGUCGACAUCUGCGCUGUCACGAAGAUAGCAACGAAAAAGGAUAAAGAGAAGGAGAAUCGUGCACCGAAUGAUUCCAAGAAGAAGGUCAGCUUCAACACUGAUGAGCCUGAAGUUCGAGUUUUCCAGAUUGAUCCUGGGAAUACUCUCAAGAAGUGUGUUCAGAAGGAUGCCUUACUCCCUCAGAAAUUCUCGAAACCUGCCAACCAGCCUUCCAAUCCAGUGAUAAACAAUCCAAAACUUGAGGAGUUCCUGCUGAGACUAUUUAACUGGAACCCAGCGUGGCUGAAAGAACAAAUGGUCAUCAAAGAACCUCCCCCAGUCGUUGACUAUAACUCCCUGAAACCCCUCCUGUCUGCCUACAGCUCCUACGACGACUACUACAGAAUAACGGCUCCAUUGCUAGCCCUAGAACUCUGGAACGGGCUAUCUAAGGACUUUGAAAUGAACGAGCAGAGUUUAAGACAUCCUCCUAUCAUGGCGUGCAUUACCCCCGGCACCAUCACCAGACAGCCUGUCCCCAACACGAAACUCCUAAUCACUACGUUCUUACUGCAGGCAGUCGUGAGCAGAGAACAGAUCAGCAGCCAGCAACAUCCAGUCAUGGGGGAUCUCGUUAUCUUCAGGAUUGGCUUUCAAAAGAACGAAGCCAAGCAGUAUCAUACGAUCUUCGCGUAUGUCUCCCAGGUAGAUCAAAGGGUCAUCACCCCCUUCACAAAGUACAACAAGGACUUAUUGAAACACGUCCAGAAUCCUCACACUCUGCUAACGUACUCCAUGAUGACAAAACCCUUACCUGUUAACGUGGGGGUUGACGACGUCCAGAAGUUGAUGACAGUCAGCUAUCUUCGAUCAAGCAUGAGGAUGAUUCAAGCUCUUCAGUACUUACCCACAUCUCCUCUCCUCAAACAAAUCCUCCAGCCAACUGUUGACCAGUAUCAGCUUCCCACUGUUGAAAAUUGCGAUUCCUAUUCUCUAACAACUAAGGAAAAGCUCAAUGCCAAGCAAAUGGAAGCGGUGAUGAAGAUCACUGAGACUGUGGUAAAACGAAUUCCGAAAAUCUGUAUGAUCCAGGGUCCCCCUGGCACGGGCAAGUCGAAGGUGAUCGUCAAUGCUGUGACGGAAAUUCUUUAUGGGAAUAAUAGGUAUCAGCAUCACAAGCUGACAAGGAUCCUCGUUUGCGCUCCAUCCAACGCAGCAAUUGAUGAGAUUGUUCUAAGACUGAUGGACAUUAGAACGAAUCUCCCUAAAGACCAACGAUUCAAAAUGGUGAGAAUUGGAAAGCAGGAGACGAUGCACAAGUCAGUCAGAUCCAUCUCCGUCUCUGAACUUGCCAAGCGUGAUGUAGAGAAGACAACAGCUGAGUACUGCAACCACCAGAAUAUGGAGAGCAUCGAGGAAGAAAAGAACUUCCUGAAGGCCAGAAUCAACGCUAUCGAGUCAGAGCUAGAGUAUUCCAAAAAUAAAGACGAAAAUUGUAGGCAAUAUAUUUUGAGAAAAUUAACUGGAGUGAGGCUGAAAUACGAAUUAUUGACUAAUCCUCGUAAUAGUGAGAAUGGAAUCAAUCCUAAGCAAUUAAUUAAGCUCCAGAGGUCAGCUGAAAAUACAAUUCUAUCUGGGGCUGAUGUCAUCACCUGCACUCUGUCUUCCUGCUAUACGAAUCAGAUGGAAGCAAUCUUCGGUGGAAAUAAGGAUAAGAUAUCAGUUUGCAUUGUGGAUGAAGCUACUCAGAGUGCAGAGGCUGAGACCUUGAUUCCUCUGAUGCUAGGGGUAAAUACUCUGGUGCUCGUUGGAGACCCUAAUCAACUGCCUGCCACUGUGAUAUCUCAAGAUGCCAAAAAAUUGGGGUUGGAUCAAUCACUAUUUGCGAGGUUGUACAAUGCAUUUGAUGGUCAGCCUUCUAACCCAGUUAUCGUACUGGAUACCCAGUACAGGAUGUCGUAUCCAGUUGCUUACUGGCCGAAUCGUUAUUUUUAUGCUGGAGCUUUGAGGAACGCUGCUAUUUUGAGAACACUGCCAUUCCAUUUUUAUAGAGUUAUUAAUUUGGCUUCCACACAGAAUAAUGAUAGAUUCUCAAAUACUAAUGAGGCUAUAUUUAUUACUAAUAUUAUUCAUACAAUGAUGACGUAUUCCAAGCUUGAGGGGUUCAAUGGAAUAUUGAGGGUGGGUAUUAUCACUCCUUACAAUAAUCAGAAGAUCAUUCUUAAUGCCAAGAUCAGGGAUGUCAUGUCUGGGAUGGCAGAGAAUAUUCGAAAGAAGAUUCAGAUUGAGGUCAACACUGUGGAUAGCUUCCAAGGGCAGGAGAGGGAUGUUAUCAUUAUGUCCUGUGUCAGGAGCUCUGGGAUUGGAUUUUUAUCAGAUCGGCAGAGGCUGUGUGUUGCCUUGACAAGGGCGAAACACAGUCUCUUCAUCUGUGGCAACUUCAGAACUUUCGAGAGGGAUGACAUGUGGAAGACACUGUUAGCUGAUGCUAGGUCACGUGGAGUUCUCGUCGACGUGAAUUAUGCGGCUGGGCCAAAUGUUAUCAAGGGACACAUUAUGAAGUGAUUACGUUGAUUUUUCUGUUGUACAUAUGUGAAUAGUUUAAAUAUGAAUUUUUUUUUUACUUUUCCUUUUUGAAAUAACGUGCUGUUAUUGAGCUAAAAUGCACAAAUUAUCCAAAACUUUGAUAGAUUCUUGCGAGUGCCGGGAACAUUAUUGAUUAUUAUUGCAAAAAAUGAUAAUAAAAAUAUGAGGUUUUUUCAACUGAA